Grosmannia clavigera kw1407 is the source of this 1065-nucleotide messenger RNA. Its product is annotated as cyclin-like protein. The transcript has a single exon. Gene Ontology annotation, biological process: regulation of cyclin-dependent protein serine/threonine kinase activity. Gene Ontology annotation, cellular component: cyclin-dependent protein kinase holoenzyme complex; nucleus. Bases 1 to 1065 code for a protein of 354 amino acids. NCBI's taxonomy places the organism in Eukaryota, Fungi, Ascomycota, Sordariomycetes, Ophiostomatales, Ophiostomataceae. Gene Ontology annotation, molecular function: cyclin-dependent protein serine/threonine kinase regulator activity; protein kinase binding. The record is from RefSeq and is a predicted model, not a curated record.
AUGCCGGGUGGUGUGUGCGCCGUUUUGGACUACGAUGUCGAGUUUAUGGCGGAAUACGUUGCAGAAAUGUCUACACGCCUUGCCUUGGGCAAAUGUCAGCCUUCGGAUACGUUCAAAAAGUUUAUCUCUCAGAUUCUUUCGUCCACGCGUCUCCCACGCACGACCAUCUUGCUCGGGAUGAACUAUUUCGCGAAACGAAUCAACAUGAUGAACAUGAUGAGUCCAACCGGGAAGCUCUCUGUUUCAGACGGUCACGUUUGGCGGAUGCUUACCGUAGCUCUACUUCUCGGCAGCAAGUUUCUUGAUGAUAACACAUUUCAGAAUCGCUCCUGGGCUGAUGUCAGUGGAAUACCGGUUCGCGAGCUGAACACCAUGGAACGCGACUGGAUGGAGACCAUCAGCUGGUGUUUAUACGUGAAUCUUGAUCGCAGUGAGGAUUAUAACGCAUGGAUCAAUAGCUGGAAUGAGUGGGAUGCUGCGAAGAAACGGCACCAAGCAAUUUCCGCACACGAUAGGCUUACAUCCUUGAUGAUACCUGUGGAUUCGGAUGUUAGCAACAAUCCUGCUUACGCAAACUGGCACCAACAACAAGUUGCAGAAUACGAACGCUUGUCCCGGCUGAAGCGUGGCGAACAACCACUGCAACACGGCUAUCGCAUCCAGGACUUGGCCUGGUCUUACCAGCCACCCGUUGAUGCUUGGUCGAGCGCCCCUUUAACUCCUCCGGACUCUGGCUACGGCACUCCCGACUACGUGAAUUCGGCCGCUUCCGUGAACUUGCAGUACAAUGACUGGUUCAAUCAGCAAGCACAGCAAGCGGCCAACAGGAUUGCUUCGAACGGUUCAUAUGGCCGACCUCAGUAUCUUCCGCCGGCCAACGGGAAUCCAACACCGUACCAUGGUCGCAAUGUUCCAGCUAAGCUUCCGACCUACAAUUUUUACGGCCAUAAUAUUUGGGAGCAUAGUGUCGACAGCGGUUUUGGCUGCACUCCUCAUGGGCAGCAAAUGAAACAAGGCCCAUAUACUGGAUUCGCCAAUCCGUAUGGGCAGCCUGUUGUGGGCUAG